Molecule: messenger RNA, 5246 nt
Organism: Sphaerulina musiva SO2202
Lineage: Eukaryota; Fungi; Ascomycota; Dothideomycetes; Mycosphaerellales; Mycosphaerellaceae
Exons: 2
Source: RefSeq, a predicted model, not a curated record
UGCCUGUCCUGUUUCUGGCUGUCGAAUCAUUAGCCUCAGACGUGAAGCUUAAUUGUUGUGCUGGGUCGGGAGAGGGAGUCGGAGAGAGAGAAAGGUUGAUCAGAGAGCAACAGCAGCAACAGCAGCAUCCAUGGAUCUCUUGUCGCGUCGCCCCCAGCCGCCGAUGACAUCGUUCUAGUUCGCUCGCCUCACGUCGCUGUUCGCCAUUCAUUACAUACCUGCUAUUGGUUGCACAGCGACCGAGCAUCGCAUACAAAAUCAUUACACACCCCCCGACCAUCGGCGGACUCCAGCAUCCAUACCUCACUGGCCAUACCGUCAUCACUGACCAUGGCUCUGUUUGGGAGCAGGCGGAGGGGGAGUAGUGCGGCGAGGCAACCUCUCGAUGCAAACACCGCCUAUGCUGCCGGUGUCGCGGCGCGCGCUGCUGCUGCCGCCUCACGUCCUGGCACCAGCAGUGGCCUCUCCUCUGCCGCCGCUGCCGCCGCUCUUCGAUCCGUCACCUCGAGUCCCGAGCCUGUGGGCAGCAUACAGACCAGGCGCAUGGUCCGACGAGGGAGCAACUCGUCCAUUGGCAGCGCGAGUAUCAUGAGUGGGAACGGCCGCGGGGCCUCGAUGCGCGGAGGAAGUAUGCAGCGACGCGGUAGUCAGGGCUCCAUGGCCGAGCGCACCUUUCGAUCUCCCUCUCCUGGAAGGGCACGCGGUGGUGGCGGCAGCGGUGGCGGAGACAGGCAGCGUCGUGGCAGUCAGUCCUCGAUGACCGAGCGCACCUUUCGAUCGCCCUCUCCUGGCAGGAGUCGGACCAACAGCUUCACCAACAAUGGCUCACCCGUGGUGGACGCGCCUCCGGUGCCAACUAUACCAAAAAGUAUGCAGCAAGGCAGUGCUCAUCAGCGCUCGUUGAGUAUGGAGCCGCCGCAACGAGUCUACUCGCCCGGCCCGUAUGGACGAGGGGGUCGCACGAACAGCAUGGAUAGGUCUACCGCCCCUCCUCCCGUGUCUACACGCAAGGGAAUGCAGUUAGCGGACGUCAAUGAGUCGGAGCUCGAGCGGUCAGACAGCCAGCGAAAAAAGAACAUCUCGCAGCCGCAAACAUCGCAGCCCACGAGUCCUACAAGCCCCUCACGUGGGAAGGCCUAUACACACGGAACUGGUGGCUGGUAUGCAGAGCCCGUACAGAACAAGCCCACGAGUAAUGGCGGCCCAGGACCCAACCCAGACCAACUAGCGGCCAAAAUGGCGAGGAUUCAAAGUGCACAAGGCCAGAGCGUGAAGAAAGAUGGCCAGAACUCCUCCUCGCAAGGUGCGCAGCUAAAAACAUACACCCAGCCGACCAUUACUGGCACCGCUGUCAGACCGCAAGCCAGACCUCAGCAGGCUACGGAAACGGUCAUGGUCUACGACUCCAACUCCCGAACAUUUGUUCCUCAAAUCAAGACGAAAUCUGCCGUUGUUGAACCACCGUCACCCACUCUGCCGCCCCUGCCCGCAGCUGCGCCAGGAACGUAUGAUCCCCAUACACGCACGAUCGUUCCAGUGGCGCCUGCUCCUGAUGUGGCGCCUCCUCCACGCAAUCCUGCGAGACUGUCUCCGACCACCAGUCCCAGGAACUCUUAUUUGCAGCAUCAGCCUUCGACUGUCCACGAGGAUCCAGAGGAGAAGGAGGAGGAGGAGGAGGAGGAGGAAGAGGAGGGAGCUGCAUCUCUAGAUACUCCCACGAGUGCGAGGAUGAUCCAAACGUCAGUAGGACCAGCCAAGUCGUAUGUCUCGGCCGUGCAGCAGCAGCAUCAAAGAUCAGCGAGUCUGGAUGUACCAUCACGCAACACACCAAGCAUCCGUGGUCGGCAGGUCUCGGCGUCUCCAAGUCCGCAACGCAAGACGCACUUCUCUGCCUCCCCUGUAUCGCAUGCCACGAGACAUGACCCUCCACCACGAGACAUUUCACCUGCCAAAUCUGCUCUCAAGAACUCCAAUUCUCCUGCGCCUUCUGCUCGGACCGCUUCGCCCCUGGCACACUUUUCUGGACAGUCGAUGGGGCCUGGUAGUGAUGUUUCAUCGGUGUAUUCACAGGAUGGCAUCUCUUCGAUGGUCAAGAAGAAGAAGAAGUCUGCACGGGUGAGCUUUGAUGAGCAGCCGCACGAAAUCGAAGUUCCUGCUGCGGCUCCUCCGAAGGUGUCGCGUGCUCGAUCUCCCGACUUGGAUGAUUCGGAUGAUGAGGACUUUUCAAAGCCACGCCCCGUUCUACCUACCUUUGGCAGCAUUCGUAAGAACAGAGAAGUUGCUGAGAAGGUCACGGAAAUGGCUCCAGAUCGCCUGGAAUACAGCAAUGAUCAUGCCAUUGGCAGCAUCCUGCACGGUGCGAAUGGCGCCACAAAGCUCGCGGGUGAGCCGAUGCCGCCUGUGGUGACGAGCAAGGACACUCCUGUCAACAUCAGUGACAGUGACAGCAUCUCUGACGUGGGUGACCUUGGCGAGUACGUUGCUGCGAACGCUGCUCACGUCAAUCUGCCGGAGCAGACUGCUGAACAGGCAGCUCCAAUCCACGAGGAGCCCAGUGCACAAUCUCCAAUCGAGCCCAGUGAACGAUCUCCGGUCGAGCCCAUUGUUCGAGACUUUGCCUCAGUUGGAACCGCCGCUCAAAAGGCGCAUGACCCAAGCGUGCCUCAUAUUAGUCUUCUGCCGCCCACGCCAGGCACCGAAGAAUUCACAUCGCUGGAUAACAGGCAAUCGGCAGAGAUCGUCGUUCCUGGUGGUUGGGGUGCAGAGACCGAGACCGACGCCAAAUCGGCCAUUGCGACAACAGGCACUCCGCAGCACGACGGGGCUUCGACUGGUACUUUGAACUCUACCGAAGAACAUCCCCCCAUUCUGACUCCCAUAGACGAAGACACAGACACAGACGACGCCGAGUUUAGCGAUGCUGCAGAAGACCCCUCAGAGUUCGAAGGCGGCUUUGCUUCACUUGACGCUAUUGCCGUCAGUCCAAUCACUGUAAAGCCCUCGUCAGGUGAAUUGCCAGCUUCGCCCAUAAAGAGCCUCACGUCGCCUCCUGAUAGUCCCACUGCACCAAAGGCGCUCGGUCAGUCUGACGGAAGUACUGGCACAACCGAAGACAAGUCGAGCGGAGAUUGGACGUCGGCGACUGCAUAUUGGUCUCAAUUGAGCAGACAGCAACGUGCACAGAUCGAGCGCGACCACAUGUCGUCUGAUGAUGAGGCGAGACCCUCGCCUGCCGCCACGAAGAAAACAAGAAAGACACCUCCUCAGCCUAUUUCCACGCAAGCUUCGCCCAGGUCCGUUCCCGCUCAUCGCAUUGCACAGCCUGCACAGCCAGCGCUGAAGAACGCGAUGCGUACGAAUCCUGCGCCAGUGGAGUCCAACCACUCGAUGCGUAAGUCGAUGCGUGAUGGCGGAGGUCUCUCUAGUGGUUCUCUCCGAUCAAGGUCGUCAUCUGCGCAACCCGCAGCCUCGGAGCAACGAGCUGGUGCGCUGGUAAAGAAGACGAUGCGCCCCCAGUCCUCCGGGCCAACCGUUGCUUAUUCGAUGAGUAAUGGUCGUGUCUCGCAAGAGCACUCCUACACGAAGCCAGUCCUGACCAGGCCAGUGUCGUCUACUUCUACCACACCAGCUCCACCUGUCGUCAGCCAGAGGUUGCAAAAGGAGCUACUGAAUCACGACUCCGACUCCGAAAGCAGUUUCAGAAAGAAGAAGCGUUCCAACUCUAUGACCAGUGGCGGCAUGAGCAUGAAGCGUAGUAUGCGUGGCGGUUUGCCCGACCAGGGAGCCCCGGCUCGUGAACAACGACGAUUAUCUCCAGAUCGAGUCGGCAGGGGCAAAGGCAAGGACUCCUUCAGCAUUCGAUCUCUAUCUCCGACAGGCUCGAUUUUCGGACGCAAGAAGGCUAAAGACGUGAGGAACUCGAUUCGGGGUUCUUCUGUUGCAUCCAGCGGUCGUAUGACGACGAUGCGCACCGCGCAGCCAGCCAAGACUAUGCGCCAGACUCCUGCUCCAGCGGCACAAAAGGCCUCGGCAUCAAGCUCGAGGUUCAAAUCCCGAUUUGCAGAUUCAGACGACUCGGAUGACGAUGCUCCUCCCGCCAGAAGAGGCGGUGGCGGAGGCUUCAGAAGUCGAUUUGCUGACUCUGACGAAGAGGAUGCAGACGUUCUCACUCCUGUACGUGGUAUCCCUCGGAGGAGCGGCCAGGAUGACGGCGAUUCUACCGACCUGGACGACUCUGACGCCGAAGGAGGACACAAGUCGUCCUCUCGGGCUCGGAAUGGACAAAUAGUGCCACUGGUGCCAGAUCCGGCGGAUGUGGAGAAAGCCAUGGCUGUCGCACGCAAGAAUCUUGGAAUCACAAGCGAUCCGCCAUCUACGCCCCAGAAAAAGGAUGACUCGCGGGACUCAGCGUUGGCCCCAGGCAGUCCACGAGCCAGCCAACCUCCACCGCCUGCACUGCCGCAGUCGCCAGACAUCAACUCAGCCAGGAAGAAGAGCUUCAUGGGCGGCUUGCUUCGUCGCAAUCGCAACAGUCAGCAGAGCGUUAUGACGGUGUCCGGCAUGCCACAAAAUGGUGGCGCGCCGCUCAUCCAGCAGCACGAAACGCCCACAAGACCACAAGGGAGUCAACGAGACUCAUCAUACAGCGCACGGCCACAAUCCCCUACCGCAAGUCCUGGCAAGCUCAUCAGGCGCGCUUCCGGGCAGCCUCAUCAACGUAUGGUUCGAGGUGAUUCGACGUAUUCCACUGCGACUGCUCCUCCUAUGAUGGGCGAGAGCAGUAUUUGGCCGUCGGGUGACGUGCCUCCUGUCCCUGCCAUUCCCGCUGAUUUGCAGACUUUGAAAGGUGACGGAAGACCUGCGACAAGUGAUGGACAGGGCGUCAGGUUUUCCGAGGACGUGACGGUGAGUCCAGGGGCAUAUAGUGCCAGGACGGGCAGGAAGAAGAAGUUCGGAAUGUUGAGGAGGGCAUUUGGACUCCAUGAUUAGUUUCAUUGAAUCAGAAGAAAUAAUCGUAGUGUGGGCUCUUUUGUGGUUGGAGUUGAGUAAUUGAAUGUUUAAUGUCUCGUUAAUGGUGGAGAGAACUGUACAUGAUGGUGGAAAGCGGACAGGAGGCGGCAAAAAAGAAGAAGAAGAAGCAGACACAGGAGAAAGCGCGAUCAGUGCGUAAGGGCGUGGGCAAGGAAGUGCAUGCAUGGCAUGGAGGAAGUAAUUGACCAAGAAAAAAAGGAUAUGGAAGAGACUUG